CUUAUAGCAUCUCCAACUGGCCAUUGAAGUGUUGCAAUUCUGCAUUUGCCUGAGGUACAUGGCUGACAGACAUUCGGUUGAUCAACAUCAAAAUAUUGAACCACAGAUAAAUUCUCCUACUUCAAGGGAUGACAUGACCGCCUUUGUAGUUGCAUUAGAAGCUGCCUUACUACCCUGUUUGCCGGCACGAGAACUCCAGGCAAUAGACCGUUCAGCUCAUCCAUAUCAUCAGAUCGAUGUUGAGAGACAUGCUAGAGAUUUCAUGGAAGCUGCAAAAAAACUUCAACUUAAUUUGGUUGGGUUGCAACGUGAAGAUCUGCCCACAAGGCCCGAGAUGCUUCGGAAGGAGAUAGAGAAGAUGGAAGAAGAGUUGGAAACAAAAACUGAUCUCAUAGCUAAACAAGAGAGAUUGAUCCAAGGAUGGAGGAAGGACUUAAAGGACCAACUAGAUAAACACACCAUGGAGUUAGAAAAGGUGUAAACCAUAGAUAACUAAUGUUGCCUUGUUUUUUUCCAACAGCAUUGACAUACAACAUAUGAUUUGACAGAACAAGUCUUGUUUCUUUAGGUAGAAGCACUAAAGAAGAUACAAUCUUAUUUCAAUUUUUUACUUUCAUCUUGUUAACUGACUUAACCAC
Messenger RNA from Solanum verrucosum, 638 nucleotides. RefSeq names its product mediator of RNA polymerase II transcription subunit 28-like. Lineage: Eukaryota; Viridiplantae; Streptophyta; Magnoliopsida; Solanales; Solanaceae. Bases 59 to 481 code for a protein of 140 amino acids. The transcript is spliced from 3 exons. Gene Ontology annotation, cellular component: mediator complex. Gene Ontology annotation, biological process: regulation of DNA-templated transcription. The record is from RefSeq and is a predicted model, not a curated record.